This is a messenger RNA of Chaetomium fimeti, 840 nucleotides long. RefSeq lists its product as uncharacterized. The record is from RefSeq and is a predicted model, not a curated record. NCBI's taxonomy places the organism in Eukaryota, Fungi, Ascomycota, Sordariomycetes, Sordariales, Chaetomiaceae. The coding region runs from base 1 to 744 and encodes 247 amino acids. Gene Ontology annotation, cellular component: cytoplasm. The transcript is spliced from 4 exons. Gene Ontology annotation, molecular function: alcohol dehydrogenase (NAD+) activity.
AUGACCGUUGUUCUGAUCACGGGUGCUGGCAGGGGCAUUGGACGGGCCAUCACUGAGGCAUAUCUUGCCCGACCGAACCACACUGUCAUCGGCAGCGUCCGCAACAAGGCCGACCCCAAGUACCAGGACCUCAGGAGCUUUCCCGUCGCCAGCGGCUCCAAGCUCAUUCUCGUCAGCAUUGAGGGGACUUCUCUGACGGACCCGCAGCAGGCUGUCGACGACAUCAAGGCAGCCGGGAUCGACCACGUGGAUGUCGUGAUUGCCAACGCCGCUGUCUCGCCACCUUUGGUGCCCAUGGAUACCAUCCCGAUCAAGGAUGUGGAGGAGUGCUUCCGCACCAACACCCUCUCCCCUCUCCUCCUCUUUCAGGCGCUCAAGCCGCUCCUUGACAGGUCGACUUCGCCCAAGUGGAUGUCGGUGUCCUCGGCCGUUGGAUCUAUCACCAACAUCCCUGUCUUCGGCCUGUAUGCUGUAAGUGCAUAUGGGAUCUCCAAGGCCGGUCUGAACUGGUUCACCAUGGGCCUUCACACCGGCAACGAGAAGCUUAUUGCGUUCUCGGUCCAUCCUGGCUUGGUCCAAACCGAGAUGGGGAACGAAGGAGCCCGCAGCAUAGGCAUGGAGCUCGCGCCAACUACGAUUGAACAGUCCGUCUCAAGGUUGCUCGCUUCUGUUGACCAAGCAACGCGUGAGAAGACGUCUGGGAAAUUUAUCAACCUCGAUGAUGGCUCGGAGAUCCCUUACUAAAUGGUUGGAUGUCGCCGUCGAAUGGAUGUGGUUUGGUAUCAUUAGGCAUCUUUGGUUUUUAUAAAUGACAAUUACAGUUAUUAAGUAGGUAAUUUC